AUGCCCGGCCUUGCAUCAGAUCCCGGUGAUGAUAUGUCUCUCAUCCCAUUCCCAUCCGAGACCCCGAAUCUUGUAAUCUACCCUCUCCACCACGGCCUCAAACCCCCGAUAUCUCCUCGCCUCUCAAUUUCAUGGUCACGUGGCAACACCCUUCGGGUGUCAGUCUUCCGGCUAUCGGGGUCUGAAGUCGUGGCCGAAGGUGGAGAUUCGGAUUGUGAAGUUGGCGGGAAAGUGGUGGAGGUGAAGCUCGGCACUGGAGAUGGUGAGAUUAAUGAAGUGCAGUGGCGGAAGAUCGCUUACGGUUCGGUCUCUCCGUUUGCAAUGCUUCAAUCUCGGAAGAAUUCCAUGUCGGCUCUGUCAAAAAUGUCGAUGGAUUCGUCUCCCUAUAGUUCUGAGUGGAUGUGCAUUGUUGAAGUAUUGGAGGUAGCUAAUGCAAAAAUUGGACUUCAUAGCUGUGUCAAGCUUUCCCUUUACAUAUUGGUGAUUAAUGUCAAAGCUGUUGUUACUAGUCAGCUAGUUCAAAGAAAGUAUGAAGAACUUGAUGAGUGUUCUAUGAUUAAAAAGGAUUUGGAAGUCAAAGAUCCUAGUAGGAGGGCUAGAAUUUAUGCGUUCUAUGUUCAAAAGGAUUUGAAAAUCAAAGUGUCUAAUGUUUUAGAAAGAACAGUCACACUUUCUGAAACAAUCAGGUGGGAAUAUGUGAUGGAGUAUAGCAAGGAGAUAAGUUCUCUUCUUUGUAAUCCAAAAUUGCCUCCCACAUCAGUGAUUGAAGACCCAAAGACAGUUUUAGAGAAAUUUGAGGUGCCAACCUGUUUGAAAGCUGCAUGGGAGCUGAUGGAAAUAUUUUAUACGGACAAGCAGGCUCAAGCUUGGCUUCCUGAACGGCUUAUUGACUGGUUAGCUGAUUAUGAUAGUCUGUUUUCUGGAACAUUGCCAACAGUCCAUUCGAAACUCGUGGACUUUCAAAACAAACUCCUGACUUUGCAGGCAGUUGAAGAUGAUCCUAAAUACUGGGAAGCAAUAACUUCAGCACUGGCAGUUGGAUGGCUGGAGAUUGUGGUGAAGCUGUUGCGCUUACAUGGAUCUUAUCAGUUUGAUCAACUGGGGAAUCGUGAGGUUAGUAAGAAUCCAUUAGUUGUGCAUUAA
Ilex paraguariensis (yerba mate) is the source of this 1143-nucleotide messenger RNA. The record is from the annotation of a GenBank genome assembly. Lineage: Eukaryota; Viridiplantae; Streptophyta; Magnoliopsida; Aquifoliales; Aquifoliaceae.